Nomascus leucogenys (northern white-cheeked gibbon) is the source of this 2430-nucleotide messenger RNA. Its product is annotated as translation initiation factor IF-2-like. The coding region runs from base 1 to 951 and encodes 316 amino acids. The record is from RefSeq and is a predicted model, not a curated record. The transcript has 6 exons. NCBI's taxonomy places the organism in Eukaryota, Metazoa, Chordata, Mammalia, Primates, Hylobatidae.
AUGGCUGCCCCUACUGCCUUUGUCUUAACUGGUCAAGAACAGCAGGUCCUACUUCCGGAAGAAGAGGAGGAAAUGAAAUUCACAGAAAUCAAUCUGAAAACAUGGGCUGUUCUCCUAGCAAUCCCCAUAUACCUCUGGGGCAGAAAAGAAAGCAGAAAAGACUCACCUCCUUACACCAGGGAACUAACCGUCCAGCUGAGUGAGUGUGGUACCUGCAUGGGCAAUGAAUACUGCUUCAAGACAGCACAAAAGUGGAGGCCACGACAGGAUGAAGCCUAUGAACACAGUCUUAUGCCUAUUACACUAAAGGUGGCUGGGGGGUUGGAGAUUGCUGCCCCCCCCCUCCCCGCAGGGCCUCGGGAGGAUGAAGGGGCCAACUCGGUCUCUGCUCCCUGGGGAUCUGGCCGGAAUUCCGGAAUUCUUGCCGCCCAGCGCCAAGAAAGCGGGUGGCCACAUCGAAGUUUCUCAACGGGAGGAGCGGAUUCGUCUGGAGACGCCGCCUUCUCCCCGCGCCUCUUCUUCCAGCACCGCCACACGGGCCCUGGAAGGAUCCCGCACCCUCCGCUCAGUCCCCGCUUAGUCUCUGCUCCGGGCUGGCGGCCUUUCUCCACCUGCCCGGGCGGGGGCGCCAGAGGGGACGAGGGGGGACUGCAGGGAAAGGGGCGGGUUCGGGGGCACUGCGCGGGGCAGGAGGUGGUGGAGCCGGUGGUUGGCAUCGCUGGAGGCAGAGGGGACCAGGAGCGGGAGAAACCGGGGCCGGAAAGGCGAGGCGGGGCUGGGGCUGGGGCUGGGGCGGCUGCGGGGCGGGGAGGGGGAUGCCGAGGGGCUGGGCUGGGGCAAGGUCUGCAGGUGCGGCGGGCGGAUCAGCGGCACCCGCUGCAGACGCGGUCGGUGAAACGUCGUCCCGGCCCCAGCGCGAGCAGCGGCUCCGGGUGGACCUCGCAGGGAUGAGGAGCGGCCGGAUCCUGCCGACUCGACUGCUCGGGGCCGCCCCAGGGUGUGGGCGGCCGGCAGGGACUGCGGAAUUAUGGCAGCAGCAAGUAAGAAGAUAAUGAUCCUGAGAAUCAGCACCCAAGACCAGUGGUCAGUCCAGCAGGAAAGAGAUAAAAGUGGCAUGGGACAAAUGCCACCCUCGCCUCUGGGGACCGUCACCCAGACACCAAGCAGGAAGACGAAGCUCAGGUCAGGUCACGUUCAUCAUGGCUGAACUCCAGGUAGUCACCUGUGGUGCAGAGAAAGUGGCUGGCUCAGAUGUCCAGGCCUGUGAGUGGGAACAAUGAGGGGACUUUCUCUGAAGCUUGCAUUGCACUUAUCCGCAGCGGGGAAGGGGUUGUGGAAUGACCUCUCUCCUUGUGAACUCCAGCAGAGCAGUUUUGUUGUGUGUCCGUUUUCUAUUUUUCUUGUUAUUGUUUUGUUUUCUAAUUUUACAAUUGAAAAUGGUAUAUGACCAAGUUUACUCUUCUCUCCUUGGAGACUGAAUCAUUUUUCAAAUCUUGACUGACCAUCUUCUCUUUCUCAUGGAGCAAUCGUCCCUUCCUGUGUUUAGAAGUGCAGUGCUGUGUUGAGCAGACAGACAUGACUGUGAGUCCCUGGCCGUCUUCCGUUUCUCAUGGAGGAAUAGUCCCUUCCUGUGUUUGAAAGUGCAGUGCUGUGUUGAGCAGACGGACAUGGCUGUGAGUCUCUGGGCUUGUGCCCCGGCCCAGUCAUUGCCUAGGUAACUCCCUCCCCACGGGCACCUGGCCUCUCUCUGCUUUACUUUCUGAACCUGUAAAAUGGGUAGGAGGAUGGUAGGGCCUACCUCAUAGAGCUCACGAGAGGAUUGGUACAGAUAAAAGCACUCAGAACACUGGCUGGAAUAUCAUAGGUCCUCGUCCAAUGUUCAUUACCAUUAUAAUUUAUAAGCAUCUUUUUAAAGUAUCAUAAUAACUUUUUAUGUGGAUGAAAAGAGUGAUAGAAAUUUUCAACAUCAUGAUGUGAACAGACCCUGGAGCACGCUUGGGUGGAACCUGGAACUUUGGGUUAUUGAAGAGCCUGCUAGAACUAGUUCUAACAGCUGAGAUAUAGAAUCAGCCCAGGUGUCCAAUAAUACAUGAAUGGAUGAAGUAUCCAGGGAGAUACAGGAAUUGAAAAUGUAUAUACACAAACCCUUUAAAAUUUGUGUAUACACAAUGGAAUACUAUUCAGCCAUAAAAAGAAUGAAAUCCUGUCAUUCACGGCAGAAUGGUUGGAACUGGAGGACGCUGUGUUCGGUAAAACGAGCCAGGAACACAAAGUUAAAUGCCUCAUGUUCUCACUUAUUUGUGGAAGCUUAAAAAUGCUGAUCUCAUAAAAGUAAAAGGUAGAACAGAAGAUCCUAGAGGCUGGGAAGGAUCGGAGAAAGGGCGAGAUAGGGAGAGAUUUGUUUAAUAAUACAAAAUUACAGCUAGACAG